Molecule: messenger RNA, 2445 nt
Organism: Dictyostelium purpureum
Lineage: Eukaryota; Evosea; Eumycetozoa; Dictyosteliales; Dictyosteliaceae
Exons: 1
Coding region: 1-2445 (814 amino acids)
Biological process (GO): spliceosomal complex disassembly
Cellular component (GO): U2-type post-mRNA release spliceosomal complex
Molecular function (GO): nucleic acid binding
Source: RefSeq, a predicted model, not a curated record
AUGAAUUACCAAUAUGAUGAAGAUGACAACGAAGAAAAUUUUCAACAAGAUAUAAAUAAAAAAAAAAAGAGAAAGUUUACUAAAGAAGAUUCAAUUUAUGGUGUAUUUAAUGAUGGUUGGGGUGAUUAUGAAGACGAUGAAGAUAAUUUAAAUGAAGAGGAAUACUAUAAAAUGAAAAAGAGAUAUCAAACCCCCGUUGGUUUUGUAGCAAGUGGUAUUUAUGAACCAAACAGUUCAAAGAAUAAAAAGGAAGACAACAGCAAUGACGAUGAAACCGAUAAUAAUAAUAAUGAAAAGAAAGAAAAAAAGAUAAAGAAAGAAAAGAAACAAUCAAAGAAACAAACAAAGAAAAAAUUUAAUAAAGAGGAAGAGGAUGAAAGUUUAGAAAAUAAAAAAGUUGGUGGUAUUGGUGCAAUGUUAUUAUCGAAAAUGGGUUAUAGUGGCAGUGGCGGUCUUGGUAAGGGUGGCACUGGUAUGGUAGAGCCAAUCAAAGUUUUCGUUAGACCAAAGAAUGCAGGUUUGUCAUCUGUAGCAGAAAUAAACAACGACAAAGUAAACCAAACUAGCAGUGAGGACGAAGAUAGUAGUGAUGACGAUGACAAUAGCGAUGACGAAAACAAAAGAUCAUUAGGUUGGAAGAAAAAAGAAAAACUCAAAUACGAUUUCGAUGAACACUUAUCAUACAAACCACAAAAGCAGCAAAAAGAAGAACCCAAAGAAAAACAAAUUAUCAUUGAUAUGAGUGGUCCAGAAACGAAAUUAAUUAAUAAUUUUAAAGAAUUAAAUAAACAACAAAAAAACCAACAACAGCAAAAUCAAAACAUCAAACCUUUAUCAGAAUUCAAAUUUAAUGUAGAACUCUUAUUGAAAUUUAAGGAGUUGGAAAUUGACAAUACAAACUCAAAGAUCAAAUUUGAAAGAGAAAGAAUUGAAAAUCUAAAGAGAGGUCAAGAAAAAUUAAAUGGGUCCAUUGAAAAUGAUAAUAAAAAAAUCAACUCUAUAAAUGAAAUUAUAAAGCUAAUUGAAGAACAAAAACAAAGCCACCAACAGCAAAAAAAUCAAACAUACUCUAUAGAAUCUUUAAGAGAAGUUUUAAAGUUUUUUGAAAUCUUAAAAUUCAAGUUUAAUAAUGAAUAUCAGCAAUUUCAAUUAUAUAAAUUAGAAAAGGAACUAAUCGAACCGCCAUUAAAGAGUUUAGUAUCAAAUUGGAAUAUAGAAAGUGAUCCAAUAUAUUUAUUAAAACAAGUUAAAAAACUAUCAACAAUAUUUAUAAAUCAAGAAAAUAAUAAUAAUGGAUACAUUAAUAAUAAUGAUAUUCAAAAUUUAAAUAAUUACUAUUUUUUGUUAAUUAUCAGAAAUAUAUUUUUACCAAAGUUUAAACAAUUUUUUAGAAAUCAAUGGAAUGUAAAGAACCCAAUCAUUGCAGCAACAUUAAUUUCAAAAUGGUCAAAUGUUUUACCAGAAGUAUGCCAAGAGAUAUUAUUGGAGCAAUCGAUCUUACCAAAACUAAAAGUCGAAAUUGAAAAGUGGGACCCCCUAACCGACCCAAUUCCAAUACAUCAUUGGCUCUUACCAUGGAUACCUUUCCUCAAAGAAGAAUUAAAAGUAUUUUUCCCAUCUAUUAGACAAAAAAUUAUUAGCGGCCUUGUUGACUGGGAUCCAUCUGAUGAAUCAGCCUAUGAAAUUUUAGUACCAUGGAGGGAUGUUUUCGAAUCAAAUACUAUUCAAUCCAUUCUAAAUAGAUUUAUUAUACCAAAAUUAAAAAAUUCAAUUUCAACCAUUCAAUUUUUAAAACAUCCUCAAGACAACGCAAAUACUGAAAUCGAUAAUUUAAUUAAAUGGAAAGAGUUUAUGGGUUUAGAUACUAUAAUUUCAAUUGUCGACAAGGAGUUUUUCAAUAAUUGGGUUCAAUUUAUUUUUAAUUGGUUAAAUGAAUCGAAUCCAAACUUUGAAGAAAUAUCAAAUUGGUACAGUUUUUGGAAGACUAAAAUACCUGAUGAAAUUAAACAAAUAGAUACAAUUAAAUCAAAAUUAUCAAUUGCAAUCAACCUCAUGAAGAAAUCAAUGAAAAAUGAAAUUAUAAAUAUAAACGACUAUAAUAUAAUUUUAAAUAACCAUUACAAUCCAAAUAAUAAUAAUAACAAUAAUAAUAAUAUAAACAAUAAUACAAAUAACAAUACAAAUGAUACAAACAUUAGUAAUAUUUCACACAGUAAUGAUUUAAAUAAUUUAUCAAUGAAACAAAUGAUAGAAAAGAUUGCAAUUAAUAAUGGUUUAUUAUUUUUACCAUCACAAAAGAAAAAUGAUAAAGGUCAACAAAUUUAUACUUUUGACAAGUAUUCAAUUAUAAUCGAAAAAGAUUUAAUUUUAUUGAACAAUAAUGGCAAAUGGGAACCUGCAAAUAUCCAACUCCUCCUAAAUAAUUGUAUCGAAAAUAAAAAAUAA